Messenger RNA from Olea europaea var. sylvestris, 1362 nucleotides. RefSeq lists its product as uncharacterized. The record is from RefSeq and is a predicted model, not a curated record. NCBI's taxonomy places the organism in Eukaryota, Viridiplantae, Streptophyta, Magnoliopsida, Lamiales, Oleaceae. The transcript is spliced from 9 exons. Gene Ontology annotation, molecular function: RNA-DNA hybrid ribonuclease activity; nucleic acid binding. The coding region runs from base 295 to 1068 and encodes 257 amino acids.
AAGAGGAAAAGGGAGACAGAAAAUGAACCGGAGGCCAAAACCCUCAGACAAGAAAACCUCCGGCUCAUUACCCCCACUCCUCCACAACCACUCUACAACCCACCCAACAAUCUACCAGAAGCUUAACAAAAUCAUCUUUCUCUCUCACAAGAAGACUCUGCAAUUUAAGAAAGUUUCUUUAACUACUGUAACGGUGUUAGGACUGCUAAUUCAGAACUUUUAUUGACGAGAUUUUGGGUUCAGCGCUACUCAUUGAAAAGGUCCAGAAAGAGAAAUCUUGAUCCUAAACCGGUAAUGAAGGACGACAAGGAAUCAUUCUUUGUUGUUCGGAAAGGAGAUCUUGUUGGUGUUUACAAGAAUUUAAGCGAUUGUCAGGCUCAAGUUGGAUCCUCGAUAUGUGAUCCUCCUGUCAGUGUAUACAAAGGUUGUUCCAUGCCCAAGGACACAGAGAAAUAUCUUCUCUCGUGUGGGAUUAGGAAUGCACUUUACUCCAUCAGAGCUUCCGAUCUUACUGGAGAUAUUUUUGGCACUCUUGUACCAUGCCCCUUUCCGCAACAUCCUUCUGCUAGAGGUGAGCCAUCUGGUGAGACUAUGACAAAGAAAUGGUCACAGGAAGUUGCGUGGUCAGAUUAUGGGCAGCGGACUUGUACUCUUGAGUUUGAUGGUGCUUCAAAAGGAAAUCCUGGUCAAGCUGGUGCAGGAGCUGUAAUACGAUCAAAUGAUGGAUGUAUGAUUUGUAGGUUACGUGAGGGGUUAGGCAUAGCAACCAAUAAUGCUGCUGAAUACCGAGGCAUCAUAUUAGGGUUAAAAUAUGCACUUGGAAAAGGAUUUACAGGCAUUCAAGUUCGCGGUGAUUCCAACCUUGUUUGCAUGCAGAUUCAGGGUUUAUGGAAGGUAAAAAAUCAAAACAUCUCCGGCUUGUACGAAGAGGCGAAGAAAUUGAAGGAUAGGUUUGUCUCAUUCGAGAUUAAUCAUGUCCUAAGGGAUUUAAACUCGGAGGCCGAUGCUCAGGCUAACUUGGCUGUUGACCUUGCCGAGGGUCAAAUUCAGGAGGAGAUUGAUAAAUAGCCCCAAGAGAAGGCCAAUGAAAAUAAAUAUGUAGCAGUAGUCAUGGACCUCCAGUCAUGGAGAUUUUACUUUGUUAAAACACAAUUUUUUGUGAAACAUGGCUCUCAGGGCAUUACCUCUAACUUGUACUAUGGAAGUUUCCAUCAUUGUUGUUUAGUUUCUAGGUCGAGUCUUACUUUGUGUUACUGUUACGACUGAGUUUGAUUCGUGAAUCAUGAAUCCUAAGCUUAUUCUACAAUCUCUUUAACACUAGAAUAUAAACUAUUUCCCGCAAAGUUUGGGGUUUACCUUUAA